Molecule: messenger RNA, 5767 nt
Organism: Pelmatolapia mariae (spotted tilapia)
Lineage: Eukaryota; Metazoa; Chordata; Actinopteri; Cichliformes; Cichlidae
Gene: katna1
Product: katanin p60 (ATPase containing) subunit A 1
Exons: 11
Coding region: 135-1601 (488 amino acids)
Biological process (GO): microtubule severing
Cellular component (GO): microtubule cytoskeleton
Molecular function (GO): ATP hydrolysis activity; ATP binding; microtubule severing ATPase activity
Source: RefSeq, a predicted model, not a curated record
UCAUGAAUUGGACUACAAAUGUCCCCAGAUCGUGUAGUUGUUUUCCCAGUUGGAUGGAUUCUGUGAGCAGCCUUUCUCUGAACCACGGCCACAUUUAGGAAAAGUUGAGCAUAAAUGCGACUUACACCAGCGGUAUGAGUCUACGGGAAAUUAGUGAGAAUCUGAAACUGGCCCGUGAAUAUGCCUUGCUGGGAAACUACAGCUCAGCCAGUGUUCUCUAUCAUGGGCUGCUUGAACAAAUCAAAAAAUAUGUGUACACGUUGCGAGACAGCAGUUUCCAGCAGAGGUGGCAGCAGCUGUGGCAGGAAAUCAUCGAAGAGAAUCAACAAGUUCAGGACAUAAUGUCAACUCUGGGGAACUUUCAGUUGGACACAGCUCCUGUUAAACCCAGUAACCAUGAUGAUUUUGAAAUGAGACCUUUGCAUGUGGAACAGAGACAUUCUCCCUGUCCUGUCAGACGUCCUACCAACCCCUACAAAGACAGCAAACCUGCAAACAACCGCCUGAGUGUGGCUGUGAAGGCCCAGCAGAGGCACCUGCCCCGAGGGGCCAACGGCGACAGAAGCAGACCUUCCAAGGGCAAAGAAAAGAAGGAACCAAAGGAGGCUGCUGGCAAAACAAAGGACGAUAAGAAUAAAUCAGAUGUCCAGGAGAAAGAAGCAAAGAGGUUUGAUGGGGCAGGAUAUGAUAAAGACCUCGUGGAAGCUCUGGAGAGGGAUAUUAUAUCUCAAAAUCCAAAUAUUAAAUGGGAUGACAUCGCAGACUUGGAAGAUGCAAAAAAACUGCUGAAAGAAGCAGUUGUGUUGCCGAUGUGGAUGCCAGCGUUUUUUAAAGGAAUAAGACGACCCUGGAAGGGUGUGCUUAUGGUGGGACCUCCUGGCACGGGGAAAACACUUCUGGCUAAAGCAGUCGCUACUGAAUGUAGAACCACAUUCUUCAAUGUCUCCUCAUCAACUCUGACCUCUAAGUACAGAGGAGAGUCUGAGAAACUAGUUCGCCUUCUCUUUGAAAUGGCACGUUUUUAUGCUCCCACCACGAUUUUCAUUGAUGAAAUUGACUCAAUGUGCAGCCGCAGAGGAACCUCAGAGGAGCAUGAAGCUAGCAGGAGAGUAAAGGCAGAGCUACUUGUGCAAAUGGAUGGUGUUGGUGGAGCAUCAGAGAACGACGACCCAUCAAAGAUGGUGAUGGUCCUGGCUGCAACCAACUUUCCAUGGGACAUUGACGAGGCUCUGAGGAGGCGCCUGGAGAAGCGGAUCUACAUUCCUCUUCCUUCAACUAAGGGGCGAGUGGAGCUGCUCAAGAUUAACCUGAGGGAGCUGGAGCUGGCCAGCGACGUGGACUUGGACAAGAUUGCUGAGCAGAUGGAGGGUUACUCAGGAGCUGACAUCACUAACGUGUGCAGGGACGCAUCUCUGAUGGCCAUGAGGCGAAGGAUCGAAGGCCUCACUCCAGAGGAGAUCCGCAACAUUUCCCGGGAUGAGAUGCACAUGCCCACCACCAUGGAGGACUUUGAGUCCGCUCUGAGGAAAGUGUCCAAAUCAGUUUCUGCAGCUGACCUGGAAAAGUAUGAAAAGUGGAUCGAAGAGUUUGGCUCCUGCUGAUGAAACUUUAAGUGCGCAGCUUAGUGUAAGGCUUUGUGUUCCUGCUAACUGAAAUGUUUUCUUGGAUCUGAGAAAUGUGUCAGCUCUGAUGUAUCGAGCUGCAAGUACAUUUCUGAAUCAGCGGGCAGGUUUAUUACAAAAGUAAUUGCACUUGAAAAGUGGUAACUCUUCCUUUUGUACAUGUUGUUGCUAUGCAAACCUUUUCAUCUCAGUGAGUGUCGAAAGAAGAACACGAGUAACUCGGAGCUGAUUGUUGAUACAAUUCAUUUUUGGACUUAAUCAUUUUAGUUGACUGGUCCUGAACAUGUUGCCAAAAUGUUUGACAAAUCGGAUAUAGCUAUUAGAAAAACUGACAAAACUGAGUCGGCAUUUCCUGAAAUACACUAAUAGUAAAAGGCCAAACCUGUUAUAUUAUUAGUUUAUUCUCAGUGUCGUUUUAUUGUCUUUGUGCUGAUGUAUCUGUCGGAUACAGAACCAGCCAAUCAAAUGUUGUUCCCUUUAUUGUUGUUCUUUUCACUUUGCACUUGAUUUUAUUUUAAACCGUAUGGAUCUAUAACACUUUUUCUUAUAAACAUUAAACUAAGAAGCCAUUUCUAUAUUGCGAUACGUGCAAGUUUAUUUAUUGCUCACUAUAUCUGCUUAAAAAAAUCUACACACAGAUAAGUUCACACAUUUAAUUGCAACCAAAACAAACCUGUCCAAGUUCCCCCUGUAACCUGCAAGCUCUGUUUCAGUUUUUCUAUGCUUGGAUCUGUAUGUUACUGAGAGGGGGUGUCCUUAAUAGAGUCCCGAUCAAAAGUUUAAGACCACUUGAAAAAUGGUUAAAAAAAUAAAUAAAUAAAAAAAUCAUAUUUUGCAUGGUUGGAUCUUAACAAGGUUCCAGGUAGAGCUUCACCCUCCAACAAGAAGAAAUGAGAGUGAGACAAAACAUGGAGCAUGGAAUUUAUUGAAAAAAAUGCUUAAACUGAAACAGGCUGUUUUACAGCUGAUCAAAAGUUUAGGACAACAUGGCAAAAAAAAAUGAUUUUUUUGUUGUUGUUGUUUGUUUGUUUGUUUGUUUGUUUUUUUGCCAUUUUACAAGUUGUCUUAAACUUUUGAUCUGGACUAUGAGUCUGUCACUCACACACAGCUAUGGCUCCACCUGCUGUUCAAACCUCCAUGAGCUGUAGCUGGGUUAAAGGGAGUGGGGAGGGAGACUAAUAUAAGACAGCGUGUUUCAGAUUGCUGAACUGAGCUCUUCCACAGUCUGAGGUACAGCCUGGUGGUGUUGGAGAGACUGAAACCAAUGUCCUAGGGUAUUUUAUUGGAUUUAGGUCAGACGAGUGUGGGGGGGCCAUUCAGUAGUAACAGUUAAUUUAUCCUCCAGGACCUGCCUGCAUACUCUCACCACAUGAAGCAUUGUUGUAAACCAGGAGGAACCCAGGACCCACUGCACUAGUGUUGGGUCGUCCUAAUACCUAAUGGCAGUCAGGGUGCCGUUGCUUAACCUUUAGAGGUGUGUGUGUAUAGUCCAUAUACCAUAUAUUCCAUAUAUAUACAGUCAUGCUGCAUGAUGUUACAGGACGUAUAACGUUCUCCGUAGCUUUUUGACACCCUUUCAUGUCUGUCACAUGUGCUCGCCUGCUCUAAUCUGUGAAAGCACAACAUGCCACUGGUCAACCUGCCAUUUUUGGUAUUCUAUAGUAAAUGCCAUACAGGCUUCAAUGUGCUAGGCAGUGAGCACAGGGCCCACUGAAGGAUGUCAGGCCACCCUCAUGAAGUCUGUUUCUGAUUGUUUGGUCAGACACAUUUCACACCAGUGUGCUGCUGAAGGUUUUUUUGUUUUGUUUUUUUUAGCUCUGGUAGUGCUCAUCCUGUUCCUCGCACAAAUGAGCCGAUACCGGUCCUGCUGAGGGAUGCAGGACCCUUUACAGCCCUAUCCAGCUCUCAUAGACUAACUGCCCAUCUCCUGGAAUCACACAGCAAAUCUUCUGGCACUGGCAUGUCUUGAUGUGCCAUCCUGGAGGAACUGGACUACCUAUGCAUCCUCUGUAGGGUGCAUGUAUCACAUCAUACCACCAGUAGUGUCAAUGACCACAGCUUAAUGCAAAAUUAGGGAAAACGGUCAGAAAAUAUGAGGGGAAAAUGUCAGUGUCCUCCACCUGUAAAACGGAGCUACACUGAGUUUGCUUUUAGUUUUAUGGUUGUACUCUGAGCUCUUCCAUGAUGCUUGGUGUAUAGGGGUGCAUGGUCACUCCGCAAGGUAGACAUUACGUGCCAGUGUAACACUUGAUCAUUAGUCUGUACAGUAACACAGUACGAUCACCCAACAUACAAAGACAAUUAUCAGACAAUAUAUCCAUGUGAUGGCUGUAAGGAAAGCUUUUAAUUAGCAUGAUUUCUGACCCAAAUACACAGUCCAGCUGUAAUUCAUACAAUGUAUGCACACAGAUGCCAAAAAAAGAUAUCACGCUGAUGUAUCAAAGACCAAAUUAAAACAUUUGUUGUUUAACUCUGAACCAACUAGGUGUUGCGUACAGCAUUCUGUUGCACAACUUGAGGCAGAUUCCAACACUGUUAAGUCAUCAUGCACUUUCCUAUUUUUAAUGGAAAACUUGUUGAUGGAGCAGCAAACUCUACUCACUAGCUACACUAUGCAUGCACCUUUUCGUUGUACGCAGUAUAUCAUGCAUACUGCAGUUUAACUGAGCCCUAGGGAGAGAAAAUCAUGACAUCACAAGCUGAUCUUCUGGGAUGUCUUUGAAAAAGCAUGACCAGUAGUAAAAUAACACCCUCGCACAUAAAAAAACAAACAAAAAAACCCAACAAAAAGAGAAAAUGUGGUUUGUGAAUUUAUGAUGAAUGAAAACGCAGGUUUUUCACCGACAGCCCGUUGAGCCGUUUGAUCCUUCACAGCUAGAACUGCCAAACAUCAGAGAGGGCUGUACUGCAAAGCAUGAUUAAAGCUACUCAAGGUCAACUAAACCUUGGUAAAGCUGGAUGACUUUUUAUCAGAUAAGGUAACAUGCUGAACACUUAACCUGCUCUGGAGCAGGUAAUGUUUGAGAUCAGCACUUCCUCUGUUAUGUGAACGCACACAUGGAUAGAUGGGAAACUGGGGGUAACUUCUGCAGUUGAUAACCACCUUUGUGUGACUGCUUAGCCAGAUUGUGGCGUCGCUUAGCCCAAGUUCAGAAAAGAACAGCUACUUUGUAGCACAGGCCACUGAAGUGAUAGUGAGGACAUGCAGAUUCGUUCUUUGAACAAGAAUUGUGUUUCAGUCUUGGACUGUAUCAGUCCACUCGUAGUUUAUAUAUAGAGAAGGUGCAUAGACAUUCUGAACAGCUUCACUGACAUUCUACAAUAUUGGUAACAGGAAGCCACAAACAAUACUGAUUAAAGUAGACCACAUAGUAAUCCUUCUCAUGAUAGAAUCCUUAUAAAAAACAAACAAACUGAGGCACAGUGAAAAAAAAGACAAUUAACAGAUGAACGUCAGUAAUAUCGAGUCAAAGGAAGGAGUUUUUUAGUAGCGACAGAGACAGAACAGAAACUCUGACGCAGUAAUCUGCUUAGCUUUGUCUUUUUAGACAUUUCAACAGAUUUAAGCAAGUGUCUUUGCCUCUGUUUACUUUUAAAUACAUUUAAUGCAUUUAGAGCUGUCUUCAUUUUUUCCAGCUGUAGGUGAAUGAUUUUGGAGAAAAAAAUAUAUAUAUAUACACAAAGCAAACAAAUGUGUGACCUGUAAAGAACUGCUACGUACACAAAGUUUUUUUUAAGGGAACUCUGAAGUGUUUGGAUCUGGUUCUAAAAUUCUCAGGUUUGUCCAUAUUUAUAGGUUAACCCCACAGCAUCUAGCUUUUUAUUCUGCGCUGCAAACUUUUAGUGAUACGUAAACUUGAACUAAACAGGAUAAAUGGUCCAUUUAGUAACAGUUCUGAGGAUGUAGACCAUAUCAAACUGCUUUGGUCUUGAGCUUUGGAGCAGAUCUCAUACAAAGGCUAAAGGUUAUACUUUUGUGUAAUACCAAUUUGUACCACAAGAUGGUGCAGUGAGCCAACCAGGCAAGUCAUUAGGAGCACAUUCUUAUCAACAAUAUCAUACCGGGAAAAGCAAAGCUACUUGCGGAAACAGGGAUAUGGCAGAAAUAGAAUUACCAAAAGUAAAGAAGCUUACAUUCAAAAACA